Messenger RNA from Fonsecaea erecta, 1986 nucleotides. RefSeq lists its product as hypothetical. The coding region runs from base 1 to 1986 and encodes 661 amino acids. NCBI's taxonomy places the organism in Eukaryota, Fungi, Ascomycota, Eurotiomycetes, Chaetothyriales, Herpotrichiellaceae. The transcript has a single exon. The record is from RefSeq and is a predicted model, not a curated record.
AUGAACUCGCUCUAUCCUUCCAGGUUGCCAACGAAGCCUAGGACCCUCGCGUCCGCCGACCAAUCGAGGCAAGAUACUGGCACAAUUUCCCAAACGCCUGGUGCAGCCUUGCCUUACGAGCCUUUGGCGGAAGGUCAAAUCCGGUUGCUCAGGUUCACGAAUGACGAAAGCUCUGACGGCGGAACUCUCCGGUUCGAGCUCUUCCACGCGAAACUGAGCCAGAGACCGGACUAUGUGGCUUUAUCAUACUCUUGGGGACAGGAUGCUGCUCACGGCAGAGUAAGUAUUCUGGUGAGCAACAAAAGGUACGAAGUCUCUCAAAAUCUUGCAGACGCGCUUCGCAAGCUGAAAGAAAACAAAAUUUCCACCGUCUGGGUUGAUGCCAUCUGCAUCAAUCAGCGAGACACUAUUGAGAAAAGUCGAGAAAUAGUCAGAAUGUUCGCGAUCUACAGGAUGGCAAAAUUGGUGGUCAUUUGGCUCGGUGCUAAUACCGGGCCAGAAGAAGAUAUCCGAGACCUUCUGAGGGCAACAGCUGAUCUGGAGAAACCGGUCAAUAAACAACAUCAUAACGGCAACCUGGACUCAAACUUGAAAGCCCUUGAGCGGCUGCUUUCACAGACAUAUUGGCAUCGUGUGUGGAUUAUACAAGAGGUGGCAGCAGCAAAAAGGGCGCAGAUAUUCUGGGGCUCCUACAUCUUGGAGUUGCGAUCACUAGAAAUACUUCUGCGAGAAAGGGGUCGCUCACUCGACAGAGACGAAGACCCUCGUGGCCUCGCCCAGAAAGUGGUGUCUGUCCGGGCUGCCUGCCGAGCACAGCAGAAGCCACGGCUGAUGGACAUCCUGGCCAUGACGAGCAUGUCCGAAACGAGCGUCUUGAGGGACAAAGUCUAUGGACUUCUGGGUCUUGCAUCAGAUUGGGCUGAUUUCGUCCAAGAGCCCAACUACUCUCAAGCGGUAUCAGAGAACGAGCUUUGCGUUGAGAUGACGUCCAAUCACAUCAAUUGGUACAGCUCUGCAGACAUUAUAUUCCUCCGGAGUGUGGAUGACCACCAGAGGGAACUGCCUUCGUGGUGUCCAGACUAUUUCCACUUUCGAGCGCAUCAAUUCGACAGGAAUCUGAUCCCAUACAUAUGCGGUCGAGAUGUCAAUCUAGGAUGGGAGAGGAGGAGGGUGUUUGGCCAAGAAUCUCCCAAUAUGAACGAAGUCAUCCCCGACACCUUUCGCGUCAACGGUAGCAAACUCACCCUGAAAGGCAGCUGUAUUGGCCGAAUCUCGGCAUUGGGCACUCUGGUGGACGAAGAUGUCCUGGCUUCCAGAGUCAGCACCCGCUUUUCCACGUCAGACAUUACGGAUCCCGACAUUGGGAAGACCUUCCGGCGGCUGCUGCUGAUCUGCCACAACCAGACCUUCGGCCUGCAACCGUCCUCGGCGUUCUUCUCGCUGCUCUUCUCGCUACCAGACCACGUCUUUCAGGCCAGAGGCUACCUAGGGGUCAAACAGUGGCUAGAGCGACAGAAGGACCUCCUAGAAAGAUUCGAAGUGAAGCUAGCGCCCAGCUCCGACGACUACGCCUUUGUUUCCCGCCGGGGCGGCAGCGGCGGCCUCAGUCCCGCAUCCAAGGUGUUGCCCGAGUGGAGAGAGUUCUUCAGCAUGAGCGAGGACCACACCAUCAGCCGGCGCGGCGAGCAUCCCCUCUACUCGAUGCUGCAGUCAAUCUCGUCCAUUCUUGACGAACACCUCCGCCUCAUGUUCAUCCAGGAUCAAGCCCUCCUGGGAUGGGCGCACCGCGACGCAGAGCCCGAUGACACCGUCUGGCAUCUGGAAGGCUGUACGCUCCAAGCCAUCCUACGGAAAUCACCAGAGCUGUCCGGACGAUAUGGUCAAGACAUCUACAGGCUGGUGGGCCACGCGUACGUCGAUCCUGUUCUGGCGAGUGGUCGGUGGAUGGCGAAGGAGAGUAGGAGUAGGUUGGUGAAUCUGUGCUGA